UCCCCUGCGAGCCGACGGACCUCCUGAGUUGCACGCUGUUGGCGGCAGCGGUCGCGGUCGCCUCGCCACCUGGCUUGGGCGGCGCCGAGGGCGGGGCGCCGCCCAUGGAGUUCCUGCGCUCGACGCGCUUCCGCCGCGCCUCGAGGCGGCGCCUGCUCUGCAUCUCGCGGCGGCGCCAGCGCUCCUCCUCGGUCUCGGUGGGCAGCGAGCUGGGGCGCAGCAGCGGGAGCGGCGCGGCCGGGGACGGGUCGGCGUCGUCCCCGUCGAGGGAGGAGACGGAGCAGACGGAGGCGAUGGAGGAGGACCGCGCGAGGCGCUGGCGCUUGGCCUCGGUGCCGAAGCGGCCGCCGAGGGAGAGCCCGAGGCUGAGCUCGACGUCGUCCGACUCGCCGCCAGCCGCGCCGCCCGCCGCCGCGUCCUCUGCCUGUGGCCGCGCCCCCUCGCCCCCGCCUCGGACGCCGCCGCCGCCGAAUGCGCCCAGGAAGUCCCUGGACGCCAUUCCCCUGCUCAUUCGGCCCCACCGUGAGCACCGCGGCGGAGUCGUCGCCAACCGCUGGGACGGCGUUGUCCCCUCCGACUGCGCGCCCUCCCCCGCCGUCCUCCGCCUCUCCCCGGACCUCCGCUGGGAGCAGGCGCGCGAGCCGCUCCACCAGGGCAUCGACGCCUCCAACAACCACGCCGUCGGGGUGGGGCCCGGGAUGCCGUUCGCCAACGCGCUGCUCCGCUCCGGCCGCGCGGGGGCACCCGUCGUCGCCCUCGUGCCCUGCGCCGUCGGAGGCACGCGGAUGGCCGACUGGGCCAGGGGCACCGACCUCUACGCCCAGAUGCUGCGCCGGGCGCGCGUCGCCCUCGAGACCGGCGGCCGGAUCGGGGCCCUGCUCUGGUACCAGGGGGAGAGCGACACCGUGAGGUGGUCCGACGCCAACGAGUACGGGCGCAGGAUGGGGAUGUUCGUCCGAGACAUCCACGCAGAUCUCGGCAUCCCGCACCUCCUAGUCAUCCAGGUUGGGUUAGCAUCGGGCCUCGGACACUACACUCAGCUGGUAAGGGAAGUGGCACCGAGGCAAACAACUAAGUUCAACAGACAAAGGGCAUUUGAGUCCAUUCUCAGCGCAGUUAACGACCGUUAGCACAAAAUAGGGACG
Setaria italica (foxtail millet) is the source of this 1145-nucleotide messenger RNA. RefSeq names its product probable carbohydrate esterase At4g34215. Bases 105 to 1130 code for a protein of 341 amino acids. The transcript has 2 exons. Lineage: Eukaryota; Viridiplantae; Streptophyta; Magnoliopsida; Poales; Poaceae. The record is from RefSeq and is a predicted model, not a curated record.